CCAACACCACCACAACCACCACCAAUGCUACCACCACCUUCACUUGUCACUUACUACUACUACUACUACUACUAUAACGUCUAAAGGUGUGUUGUUUGUGAUGUAUGUUAGUGAACCGCUGCUGCCCAUGUGUGUUGGAGCACAGGUGUUUUGAAGGGUUAUAUGUGUACACCUAUGCGGUACAACAACUUGGGUCCCUGCAGAGACACACAGACAGACAUAGGACAACAUGAUAGAAGAUGCAGUCAGAGAGGAUAACAUGAUCGUCCCGUACCUGAAAAGCCUGAUGCGGCGCCGUUGUCGAGUGCGACUCCGCAAAUGGGUUGUGCCUUUCGUUGUCAUCUUCUUUCUCAUCGUCUGGAUCACACGCCUCAACUCCUUCGACAUUGAGGAUGAUGACGGUGACACAAACUUAGGAAUCUGGGGGUACAAAGCUCCGUUGGUAAGCAAUGACGACGACAGCGGCAGCAGUAGCAGCAGCGUGUUGCAUUGGCUGUCGGGCCGUGAAUUCAUUGGCAAACAGCUACUCGCUCAUGACGCGAAGAGGAUGGCACAGAUCAAGGCAUUCCUGCCAGUUUUAUACCCGUCCGAUUGGGGCCAAGCGCCAGAGGCUGACGAGAUCGUCCUUCAGACGCAGCGGCUUCUGCACGACCUCGGCUACUUUUCAAAGCUCAGCUGCAAAGAGCUGGAUGCAGCACACGUGUUCUCGUCCCUGUCGAUCAGCGAUCGGAAGCACGUCGACGUCGGUUUGGUCAAGAAGCGAGAAAUCGUGCUGAAGUCACAGGGUCGUGACCUCAACAUAAAGGUCAGCUGCAUGCAGAGUGUCUACGACGCGACCAAGUGCACGUUCAUGGGAAACUAUCGCCUGCUGCGGGAGGUGCUCUUCUACAUCGCCCUUGAGAAUCCACUCAUCGUCCGUCAGCUUGGGUUCUGCCUACGCGGGGACCGCAUUGCCGAGCCCCUGCGCCACAAAGGAGUCAUACUUGCCAUUGAACAGGGUCACCCCCUCGUACUCAACGACAUCAAACAUUACAGCUGGUUGCUACGGUUACAGGUCAUCUACCAAAUCUCAUCAAUCAUCAACUACAUCAGUCAUUCUCCCCUGGGCAGUUUGCGGAUACUGAGGCUGAAAAGCGAAGACUUUGUGGUUGUUGGUGACCAGAUAAAGUUGUCCGACCUUGAUGACCUGGUCGUUGGAGAACACGCUUGCUCCAGCGAGGCACAGUGUUAUGAGCACCUUAAAAACAAAGCGGUCCCUGGAAUCCAGUGUCUGAAGAAGAAAUGCGUUGGCCUCAAUGAGAAGCUGAACCUGAAGAUGGUGUCUGACCACAUGCUGUUGCCGUUGAUGGUCAAUGUGCCUCCACAAUCCAAGAAGGCUAUCAGUGUCAUCAUUGGUCAACUACAGAGCCUGCAGAUCAGCACAGAAUAUUUGGUGGACAUCUUCACCAACAUGCUGGCUAAAGCUGGUUAUGGUCGCCAUCGACACUAUCAGAAAAACAAUGCCCAGAUGCAAGGGUUCAAUUCCCAGUCAGACCAUGGUGGCGAUGCUGCUGGGAACUCUGUCGGAGGUGAAGAAAUUAUGGAAUGGAAGGAUAACGAUGUCCGUUAUUUCCGCUACAAUUCUUCGAACAUUCCUGGCAUCUUUGAUUAUACGUGUCCAUUCUCUCGUGCCUCAUGGGGUUGUGUGAAGACAGCCUACAAUGUCUCCCAUGCCAAGCUCAUAUGCACCCAAGAUCCUGUCUGCAAGGCUUUUGUCAUCCUCUCCGGACAGCCCGAUGAAAAAACCUUGCUGACAGUAAUCUUCAAGAACUCGUCCAAGUCCACCAUUCACCGGAACACUGGUGCCACGUUCUUCAUCAAAGUCUCCAGCCUGCUGGGCAGUCGUCGUAAAAGCAACAACCACCCGGCACCAAUGACCCCGGUUGUCCAUGGAUUCAACACGGUCGAUUGUGUGUCUCGUAGUCAGUCUGUCCACCAGGUGGCCAGAAAUAUCAGGGAGAAGAGACUCAGGCACCACAUUGGACUACGAGGAAUUACAGAAAGCCAAUGGUUAACCAUGAUGCAUCAUGCCACACUUGACAGAGCGUUUGAGGUGAGCAGCACCGGACAGUUCCUCCUCAAUCUCCACUGGACCGAUCUUUCCGAACCUAUAUCCCCUGAAAAAGGGGCUCAUAUGGGCACCGUGGUGUUUAAGGGACAGCAAAACAGCAAAUCAUCCUAUGUGGGUAGCAUGAUUGUCUAUAAGCUGGACAGGCUCUUAGGGCUGUAUCAUACACCCCCAGUGUCCAAAAUGGUUCUGACCGCUUCAACUCUACAAGUCAUCACCAAGAACAAGCAGCAUUUGCAACAGUUGCAGGACUUCGCUGGCGCUGAUGGUUCCAUAGAAGGCUUUGUACAACCACCGCAACCAUCUUCGUUCACCGUCCAGUCUAUCACACUCAGGCCACUUGACCAACUCACUGAUCAGCUGACCGAUAUAGCCAAGGGUGACAAACUCUUCCUGGAGUACAUCUUACUCAUUUGGUUGACCAAAAUCAAGUUGAACAACAAUCAUUACAUCGGGACCAAAGGUAAGUUGUCCAUGUUGUGACAGUGCUCUUUCUUA
Messenger RNA from Octopus bimaculoides (California two-spot octopus), 2605 nucleotides. RefSeq lists its product as uncharacterized. Gene Ontology annotation, molecular function: non-membrane spanning protein tyrosine kinase activity. NCBI's taxonomy places the organism in Eukaryota, Metazoa, Mollusca, Cephalopoda, Octopoda, Octopodidae. The record is from RefSeq and is a predicted model, not a curated record. Gene Ontology annotation, cellular component: extracellular region. Gene Ontology annotation, biological process: skeletal system development; peptidyl-tyrosine phosphorylation.